GGACUCAAAGUCACAAGGGUCCGCACCUUCUUUUCAUUCAAAUAUAGCAGUGAAAAUUUUCCAUGCACCAUCAUGUGCUGGUUGGAUGUCAUUGGAGACUCGCCUGAUGAAGAUACUGGGAUGUGGAUGGUUUGUCCAGUGUACAGUGCUAACCAUGCACCUUUACAUAGUAUUAUACAUGUGGACAUGAUCUACCGCGCUGCUCACCUCGUCCCCAUCUAUGGCAGGCAUUUUCUUCCUCCAAACAUCAAUCUAUAUGUUUCUUAUGAUGCUUUUUGGGCUUACUAUAUUAACAAAUUUGUUGACCAUCAUGCAUUUGAAAUUGCUUCAUAA
Suillus subaureus is the source of this 333-nucleotide messenger RNA. RefSeq lists its product as uncharacterized. The record is from RefSeq and is a predicted model, not a curated record. The annotation marks the transcript as partial. The transcript has a single exon. NCBI's taxonomy places the organism in Eukaryota, Fungi, Basidiomycota, Agaricomycetes, Boletales, Suillaceae.